GCAAGGGUACAUACGGAGCCGUUUCCGCCUUCCGAGAUGAUCGGACGGGGGAGGAGUUUGCGGUGAAAAAGAUCCCGAACCCAUGUAGAAACACAGUCGAGGCCAAGCGAUGCUUGAGAGAGAUCAAGCUGCUGAGCAUGCUGGAGCAUGAGUGCAUCAUCAAGCUUGUCAAGGUCCUUGAGCCACCUUCUACUGUGUUCACCGAGGUUUACCUGGUGACGGAGCUCAUGGAUGCAGAUCUGCACACGGUGAUUUGCUCGGACCAGCCCCUCAGCGAAGACCACGUGCAGUUUUUCAUUUACCAGAUCUUGCGGGCUCUGCUGUACUUGCAUUCUGCCAAUGUGGUGCACAGGGAUCUGAAGCCUCUGAAUGUUCUGGUAAACAAGAAUUGUGACAUCAAGCUUUGCGACUUCGGUCUCGCCAGAGGACGGGCGGGCUUCGAUCAGGACGAUGACACCUGGCUCCGGACGGAGUACGUGGGCACCCGCUGGUAUAGAGCGCCGGAGGUUAUCCUCACCUCCAGGGAGUACACGGCGGCUGUAGACAUGUGGAGCGCAGGAUGCAUCCUCGGAGAGCUCAUUAGUCGGGCACCCAUGUUCCGUGGGGCGGACUUCUUAGACCAGCUGCGGUCCAUUUGCGCCAUCGUGGGAACCCCGGAGGAGUCCGAACUCUCCUUCAUACCGGAGGAAAACCAGGCGGCCAGGAACUUCCUGAGAACCAAGUACCCGGGUCUCCCGCGCCAGAACUGGAAGGCGAUGUUCCCGCAUGCAUCUGACACCCAGUGUGACCUCCUCGACAGGCUUCUUCAGUUCGACCCGAACAAGCGUCUCACGGCCCACGAUGCCCUGCGGCACGCUUACCUGGAGGACCACCACGACGAGGAGGCAGAGGCCAAAGUCACUCAAGGCAUGCCGCCGCCUACGGUGAGCACCAACGGUAAGACCAUUGAUGCCAGCGGGUUCUCCGACGCCGUCUUUCCGCAUCAAGUGCAAGGUGAUGUCGUAUUCACCAGCCACGGUCUGGGUCCUGUGUACGGCAAGAGAGGCAAAGCGUGUUUGUACUCGCAGACGAAGUCUGGUAUGGCUGGGUUGAACGCGCAGUUCAUCCUCGACGGGGAAAAAGUUGAAGCAGGACUUCCGAGUGGCAAGACUGCAGAAGAUUUCAUCCUCAGGCCCAUCAAGUCCAUCCAGGUGGGAAGUGCCAAAAGCUCCGGCUUCAAUGGUGACAUCGGCGAUGUAGAGAUUCAUGCGGGCUAUGCCAACCAGCUGGCCUAUUCGGACAUCACCCGUAAGGGCGACGGCCUGCCGGGCAAAGCGACUUACGAUGACCAAGAUGUCACGGCCUGCGACGGGAAGUGCACCAAGGUCACGACCUACUCCGGCUACUACUGCAAAGUCACAGCGAGUGAGACGAAGAAGCAAUGUCUAGCUGUCGGCCCUGUCUGCUCCAUUCCCAGCUGCCCCGGCUUACAGAGUCCAGACAAGGACGUGUCUUAA
Messenger RNA from Symbiodinium sp. CCMP2456, 1496 nucleotides. Lineage: Eukaryota; Dinophyceae; Suessiales; Symbiodiniaceae. The record is from the annotation of a GenBank genome assembly.